Molecule: messenger RNA, 501 nt
Organism: Trypanosoma theileri
Lineage: Eukaryota; Euglenozoa; Kinetoplastea; Trypanosomatida; Trypanosomatidae
Exons: 1
Coding region: 1-501 (166 amino acids)
Source: RefSeq, a predicted model, not a curated record
AUGCUACGCCGUCUCCUCACGCUGGGCAACAGCAACACACUUCAGAUACUGUGGGCCACACGGCAGAUUGGAAAAACAGCAACACGAGUACAAACACAACAGCGACUAACACCUGUAGUAGUAAAACGUGGAAAUGCACAACUAGUCAACCGAGGACGACAGGUAGAAACAAAGGUAGUUGGAAAGAUAAAUAAAAAGAGCAUAGUAAAUAAUAAAGGGGCAGUCAGGAAUGUAAAGAAUAAAAGUCAAACGACUAGAAAUAAGGCGACUGUGGAGAAAAAAAAAGCAGUACGCACAAAAAAUACAGUAGCUGUGUCUUCACAACGACAACGAAAGACUACAGAACGUAAAACUGGAAAAGAGACAAAACGCAAACGUCCACAUGCUCACGCCGUUCAGAAGAUGAAGUAUAAUAAACGGGUAGCAGCCAUUGCCAAGCUGUGGCGGAUGCAGAAGAAAAAGAAUACAUCCAAAACUUUGACGAAACUCGGCAAGAAGUAG